GCUGGUACUCAUUUUGCUCUGUCUUCUGCUUGCACUGCUCUAGCAGAAAUCCAUUGCUCAUUAUCAUUUAUUCUUAUGGUUUUUGACCCUGCAAACUCUCAUCAUCUCAAGCCGUGGCUCGUUAGAACACUAGAACCGAUAUGCGAUGCUGAACCUGGAGCACUGGCUGAAUACAUUCUAGCCCUUCUCAAGCAUAAUGUGCCGGAGAGUGAAAUGCGAAAGGAACUAGCUGUUCAGCUCGAUGAAUUUCUCGAGAAAGAGUGCCAGCCGUUCCUCGACACAUUAUUCACUGUUCUACGCACCAAGUCUUAUUUACCGUAUUCUGCAAUACCUUCAGCACCCUCCUUUCCUGACAAAAUGCUUGACACCGGUAUUCCCAUUCCUCUUGAUGGUCUCGUUUCCCCUUCCAUACCUUCGUCACCUGAUCGCAUCCGCAAGAGAAGCCUUGAUGAUGACAAGGACGGUCGACCUGCUAAAGGACCUCGUUUAAAUGACGACGGCCAGUUUUCGCGUUACGGUAGCAGCAGAGGCGGUAUGGAUUCGAGGUCAGCGGGGGGUUGGAACUCACGGGUGGACAAGUCCGCAAACGGUUAUCGAGAAGGUUCCUCUCAACCCAGGGGUGCUAGUAUGGGGCACGCUGUGGGGCAAAUGAAUGGCAGACGACCCCAAGCAUAUCAGCCACCGGACAUGAAACGAGGGAUAUGCAGAGACUAUCAUAACAAUGGCUACUGUGCUCGUGGCGCUUUCUGUAAAUUCAGCCAUGGGGAUGAUGCCGUCGUUCCCAGCCAAAUGUUUCCCAUUAAUGGCAGUGGCAUGACAGGCUCUGGCAUGCCAUUCAUGACUAUGUUUGGGCAAGGAUUCGGGAUGCAAAAUGGGCCCGUGGCAGCUUACGAUCCUCAUGAGUCCCGUAUGGACAUGAGAAGUAUGGGUAACAGCCGAUCACAGAUGCGGCCUGCUUUCCUCCCAAGAGUCGAUGAUGGGCAGACAGUUCAUGCCUCUGGCGAACUACCUGUGAUCCAAGAUCUCACCCCAAAUAUCCCCCAUGACGACGUUACGCCUAAUCCCACCUCCCAAACUAGUGUCUCCCAGUCGUCAUCACCUCAACACCCAUCUUCAUCACGAAUACAACACCCUCAUUUGCCCGACAUUAAUGACGAUGUGGCAAAUGGUCACCAAGCAAAAUACAAUGAAGAUGUUGAAAUGACUCCAGUGUCUGGCUUGUCUCAGAAUGGCGGCUAUUCCACUGGGAUACGCGGGCCUACUGGUCGAGGCCGAGGUACCUUCGGUGAUGUCCCAGGUAUCCGUCCAGAGAAGAGGAAUGACAAAACAUUGGUCGUUGAAAAGAUACCUGAUGACAAGCUGUCCUUGGAGCAGGUUAACGAUUGGUUCAAAAAAUUUGGCAAGGUCACCAAUGUUGCCAUUGAUCGACCGCACGGAAAAGCUCUUGUCAGCUUUGAGGAACACAGAGAGGCAUAUGCUGCAUGGAAGUCAGAAGACGCAGUUUUCAACAACCGUUUUGUUAAGGUGUUCUGGCAUAGACCGAUGGAAGGACAUGGCCAGAUUGGAGCACGCAUGCUCGCUGCUUCUGCGCCUAUCGUCGCCAAUAUUUCAGCUAAAGCGGCUUCCGCCGUCUUGCCUGCGGCAUCUGUAACUAGCCCUACGACACCUAUCCGAAAAUCCUCAGUUCCGUCUUCAUCGAGUACAAUAACACUUGCCGAAAAGCAGCGACGGCUGGAACAGCACAUCGCUGAACAGAAAUCGCUUAUGGCCUCUCUUGCUGCCGCCUCCGGAGAAGAAAAGAAGGGCAUCAUGGCACGGCUCAGAAAACUGGGUGACGAGAUCACUUUGACUUCAUCAUCCGUCAAAUCGAAUUCAACUCCUAUGAAGACACACUCUAAUCCUACUCAGGCUACCGAUGAACGACAACAGCAGGAGCGUGCACGACUGGAUAAGGAACUGGACUUCCAUAGCUCUGUAACUGCCAUAGAGGGUGAAGGUGAGACCGCGGAAGACCUCAAGGCCAAGCUGGAAAGACUGAAAGCGGAGGCCGCCAGUCUGGGUUUAUCAGACGCGGAACCUAACUACGGCGGAUCACACAGACCGUAUCGGAGCAGAGGGCGUGGACCCCCCCGUAGUUUUUACAGGGGAGCAGGGCGCGGCGUUGGUCGAGCGAGUAUGAAACUUGACAAUCGGCCAAAAAGACUUCUUGUUCGGGGCGUUUCCAGUGAGAAAAUGCAAGCGCUCAAGGACUGGUACGAGGCAAACGGUCAGGUUGACUCAAUAUCUACUUUGGAAGAUGGCGAUGUUGUGGUUUCGUUCAGAACGCGAACAGCCGCAGAGCAGGGAAUGGCCAAGGGGAGCAGUAUACCGACCGUCGGCGAUGUCCACUUAUCAUGGCAUACUGACACACUUCCGCCGUCGUCCUCCACGACAGUCGCACCGGCUGCUGAACUACAUCCACCACCGCAGGAGGGCCCUAGCCAUAGAGAACGACACUCACCGGCUCCGGAACUCGACACAGAGUCCAAGGGUUCCCCCAAUGCACAGGAGGAGGAAGUAAUAGCUAGUGGAUGGGGUGGUGAUGGGGAGGAUGGCAUGGGCAUGUUUUAAUUUUGUAUAACUGAGGUAUCAUGUUGUGCUAUUACAUUUGCUGCCUAUCGUCACUUCUAAAACAUUGGUUCGGCUCCGGCCUACGUUCACG
Messenger RNA from Guyanagaster necrorhizus, 2701 nucleotides. RefSeq lists its product as uncharacterized. NCBI's taxonomy places the organism in Eukaryota, Fungi, Basidiomycota, Agaricomycetes, Agaricales, Physalacriaceae. Gene Ontology annotation, molecular function: metal ion binding; RNA binding. Gene Ontology annotation, cellular component: nucleus. The transcript is spliced from 7 exons. The record is from RefSeq and is a predicted model, not a curated record. The coding region runs from base 76 to 2610 and encodes 844 amino acids.